This is a messenger RNA of Cylindrotheca closterium, 366 nucleotides long. The record is from the annotation of a GenBank genome assembly. Lineage: Eukaryota; Bacillariophyta; Bacillariophyceae; Bacillariales; Bacillariaceae.
AUGUCCCCAGUUAUCAGAUCGACGUUGACCGCGGCAGCAUUUUUGGAAGACUUGGUAGACGCAAAGCAAGAGCAGAACAAGACUAUUGCGAAUCCACCAACCACCUUGUCAGGCGGCCACAACGGCCACAUCCAGUUUACCCGUUUGACCGUCAUCGGCUCCGUCCUCCUUGAUCCGAUCAUUGUCGCCAUCUUCGUCUUCGCUGCUCAUGUCAGCAUCACCCUCGUUGGAAUCAGUCGAGUCGGCACCAGCAAACUGGGAAUCAUCGCUAUUCUCGUCGCUAUCCCAGUCUUAACUUCUUUCAUUUCAUCAGUCAAAUCAGCAUCAGUAACCUGGGAUCCAUCGCUAUCCUCGACGCUAUCCUAG